ACCUAGAGCUGCUAUCAUGGACGUCCUGGUCCCAUUUCUGCAGCUACUGGUGCUGAUCCUGACACUUCCCCUGCACCUGCUGGCUCUGCUGGGCUACUGGCAGCCUGUAUGCAAAACCUAUUUCCCCUACUUGAUGGCCAAGUUAACAGAAAAUGCCAACAAAAAGAUGGAAGGCGAGAAACGGAAACUCUUUAGCCCAAUAAAAGAUCUGAAGGAGACCAACGGGAAAGUGACCCUGCUGGAGCUAGGCUGUGGCACUGGUGCCAACUUCCAGUUCUACCCACCUGACUGCAAGGUCACCUGUGUGGACCCGAACCCCAACUUUGAGAAGUUCCUGACGAAGAGCAUGGCUGAGAACAGGCACCUCCAGUACGAGCGCUUCAUCGUGGCCUAUGGAGAGGACAUGAAACAGCUCGCUGACAGCUCUAUGGAUGUGGUUGUCUGCACCCUGGUGCUGUGUUCUGUAAUGAGCCCAAAAAAAGUCCUCCGGGAAAUCCAGAGAGUGCUGAAGCCGGGAGGACUACUCUUCUUCUGGGAGCACGUCGCCGAGCCUCGGGGAAGCUGGGCCUUGCUGUGGCAGCAGGUUUUUGAGCCUACCUGGAAACACAUCGGGGACGGCUGCCACCUCACCAGAGAGACCUGGAAGGACCUUGAGCAGGCACGGUUCUCCAAUAUCGAAAUGGAAUGGCAGUCCCCUCCCUUCUGGUGGCUACCUGUGGGGCCCCACAUUAUGGGAAAGGCUGUGAAAUAACCCUCCAAAAGGAGUUCCUCUGCUCCCUCUCCG
Molecule: messenger RNA, 784 nt
Organism: Chionomys nivalis (European snow vole)
Lineage: Eukaryota; Metazoa; Chordata; Mammalia; Rodentia; Cricetidae
Gene: Tmt1b
Product: thiol methyltransferase 1B
Exons: 2
Coding region: 17-751 (244 amino acids)
Molecular function (GO): S-adenosylmethionine-dependent methyltransferase activity
Source: RefSeq, a predicted model, not a curated record